Molecule: messenger RNA, 207 nt
Organism: Mucor mucedo
Lineage: Eukaryota; Fungi; Mucoromycota; Mucoromycetes; Mucorales; Mucoraceae
Exons: 2
Coding region: 1-207 (68 amino acids)
Source: RefSeq, a predicted model, not a curated record
AUGUAUGAUGAACUCAUGGAACAUUAUGAGAUCGAAACUGGAGCUCAUAGCAAUGGUGCUGGUAGAAGCGAAUCAUGUUUAGAUACUACCAACAACAAUGAAAAGCCGACAUCUAUUGCGGCUCUGGAAGCCUGCCAGACAAUUGAGACAGCCAACAUGAUUUAUGAACAAGAAGUAGAGCUUCUUAAAAGAGGUCCGUUAGAAUAA